Phytophthora nicotianae INRA-310 is the source of this 1725-nucleotide messenger RNA. RefSeq lists its product as hypothetical. Gene Ontology annotation, molecular function: protein binding. Bases 129 to 1526 code for a protein of 465 amino acids. The transcript has a single exon. NCBI's taxonomy places the organism in Eukaryota, Oomycota, Peronosporomycetes, Peronosporales, Peronosporaceae. The record is from RefSeq and is a predicted model, not a curated record.
AAACUGCUAUUCAGACGUCCAUCAUUGGUCAUCCUCAAGUGUACCAAAAUUUCGGCACCUUGUCGCAUGGGAAGGAAUCAGUCUUCCAGAUUCCGCAUUGGCGUUCUCGACCAGCCCCUUGGCACUUCAUGACGCUCUCCUCGCCGACGCUCCGGACGCGCAGCCGCAGUGGCAGUGACCACGCGAGCUACUUGGCCAAACCUCGUCGCGCGCGCGGCAGUAUGGACUCGACAGCAUCGUCCGCCAGCGGCGGUGGCAGCGCCAGCAGCUCCGUUUUGCGCGUGUCCAAAGAAGUGGAGAACAUCGGCGCGCGUGUGCCCAUGUCCAAGAAGCGCGUGACUUGGCGCUUCGUCCUCGCCGGCUCGGAACAGGUUCACACAGUGAUGCUGGAGCACAGCCGCAUCUCGGCCAAGAAGCGACUGAAACUUGACGGCCGCCGCCUCUACAGCUGUGACCACUACGCGACCAACUGGCACUACGACUUCCACGUGGGCCAGGACACUCUCACACCCUUCCGCGUUGUUAUCAGAGACGUCAAGUCGUCCGUAGUGGACCAAGGGAAGCUCGAGACGGUCUACGAUCUCCUAGCCGAAGGUGUCCACUGGGACCUGCUGGCGGAAAGAUUUCUGCCAAUCGCUCAUCGCCACCAUACAGGGUCCGUUUGGAGCAGUGACAUGUAUGUGCGUCGCGUGGAGGACACUCGUGGACAACUGUUAAGUGACGGAGAUGAACGUCCACCUGGGACGCUACUAACCUGGACAUUUGCCUUUGGAGUGAACGGCAGUAUCCACAAAUUCGAGCUCCGAGAUCUGGAAAAAGGCGAGUUUGUGGUGGUUCUGGACUGCCGCGAACUUAAGCGAGUGAGCUUUGACGACAUCCAUGAGGACAUGUGGGAGUUCGAGUACGAUCUGGAAGAUCAACAUGAGCUGGACCUUGUGGUGACGCUGGUGGACGAAGAGAAGACGUACGAUUUCUUCAUAGACGGUAGCGCGUGGAGCGACAUUAGCCAGACCAACUUUGUGCUCGAGUCGGGGUGGUAUCCCGUGUACUCGCGCUCUCGCAGUGCCGUCUACUUCCGUCAUGAACAGACUGGGAACACUCAAUGGGAGAAGCCGAUAGUUGACCGCGAGGAUUCACGAGUGAACCGUCCGAUUCAGGAGUUUGAACAGGUUUCUCCAGGUUCUCAGGGUCUGGACGACCUGAUCCAUAGCAUGCACGCUGCGUCGGUCAAGGAAACGAUCCAGGAGGAGCCUGAAAGCGAACAUGAAGAAGCGCCUCAGCUGGUGCCAAUGAAACAGCCACUGCAGCCAGUACAGGAAGUCCCCGAAGCGCUGGAAAGACAGGAAGUGCAGGAAGCCAACCUCAUUGACUUCUCCGAUAUGGGUGCAGUACACUCUUCGCCUCAGAAGCCGAUGCAUGGGUACGAAGGGUUUGAUCCGUUCAACCCUGCUACUCACACCGGAUUCGUCCAAAAGGAGCAGAAUUCCAAGCACACACAAGCACCAGUGGAUCUACUGAGCCUUUAGAGGGCGUAAGGCUUUCAAGCGAGUGCGUUAUUUAUGUGUAGGGAAAGUUGGUAGUUUGCAUUCAUAGUGAGGCAGACAGAAAGAGUCUGUAGGUUUUCCUAGUAGCUCAGUGGGUAGCUAAUUAAGAAGUUUCUUGAUCAAGUCGUUGAGUGGCUCUUGUUCGCGUUUGUCCACGAGGUCGAACUGCGUCACGAAGGCC